CCCAGCAGCCUCGCAGCCCCGGGCUUCACCUGUUCGCAUGCACAUUUCUUCCCCUUUUUUUUCACUUGGGAUUGCCUUCCAUCGCCCCAUGAUAAUGACCCAAACCCUCAUGCCUUUAACAAUGCUGUCGUACGCGGGCUGCAGCUUGCUGAUCCUCUCCGCGUCUCUCGCCGGUGCUUCCCUGGCCGAGAUGGUGUUCCGCUGCCCGGGCUGCACCGCGGAGCGCCAGGCUCUGUGCCCGAGGCUCACCGAGACUUGCGCGGAGAUAGUGCGCGAACCGGGCUGCGGGUGUUGCCCCGUGUGCGCCCAGCAAGAUACCGAGAUGUGCGGCGUGUACACUCCGAGGUGCGCCACCGGUCUGCGGUGCUACCCGACGCCCGACUCGGAGGUUCCUUUGGAGCAACUGGUGCAGGGCCAGGGCCAGUGCCGGCGCAAAGUGGACCCCGAGACCGCCACUUACAGCCAGGAGCAGCGGGAGCAGACCAGCGGUGAGGCUGUGGAGCCGCUGCCUGGGCAGGGUGUGAGUGAGGUCCCGGCCAUCAGGAAGCCCAGCAAAGAGACCACCUGGCUCGGGCCCAAAGAGAGCGCCGUACGCCAGCACAGACAGGAGAUGAAGACCAAGAUGAAGACCAACAAGGUGGAGGAGGUGAAGCCUGCACGGCCCAAACAGACUCAGUGUCAGCAGGAGCUGGACCAGAUCCUGGAGAGGAUAUCUAAGAUGCCCUUCAGAGAUAACCGAGGGCCCCUGGAAGACCUGUACGCCCUGCACAUCCCCAACUGCGACAAGAGGGGGCAGUAUAACCUCAAACAGUGCAAGAUGUCCCUCCACGGUCAGAGGGGCGAGUGCUGGUGCGUCAACCCCCACACCGGCCGAACUAUCCCAUCAGCCCCCACUGUGAGGGGAGACCCCAACUGCAGCCAGUACCUCAGAGACCUGGAGCUGGAGCUGGAGACCCCUGACAUGGCCCAGAUAUAAUGUGGCAUGAAACAAAAAAACUGUAAAGUACUUGGGAACUAAAAACAUCUGAGUAAGCUAUAUAUUAUCUUCGUGUGUGUGUGUGUGUGUGUGUGUGUGUGUGUGUGUCUGUAGUUCAUUUGAUGACAGUGACGUUUGAAAUAUUAACCAUCAAAAAAGUCUUAGAAUCCAGUUUGCCGAGUAGGAUAAGAUAAGACUCUCUUUUCCUCGUAGAUGUUCAGAGUGUUGGUAGCUUUACUAAUUAUUGCUCAGAUUCUUCUGUUAUCAGUGUUUUUUACUGUAUGUGUUGAAAAACGAGGAGCCUUCAAUAUGUUUGGUGUUUUUAGGUGUGUUUUCAUGUCCUAGCUUGCAGACUACUGUUACACCUUAUUAACAGAUGAUGCUAUUAAAAAGGUAAUAAAUUCAAAUUGG
Messenger RNA from Trematomus bernacchii (emerald rockcod), 1387 nucleotides. It is a transcript of the gene igfbp2a, whose product is annotated as insulin-like growth factor binding protein 2a. Gene Ontology annotation, molecular function: insulin-like growth factor I binding; insulin-like growth factor II binding. Gene Ontology annotation, biological process: regulation of insulin-like growth factor receptor signaling pathway. Gene Ontology annotation, cellular component: extracellular region. The record is from RefSeq and is a predicted model, not a curated record. The coding region runs from base 38 to 976 and encodes 312 amino acids. The transcript is spliced from 4 exons. NCBI's taxonomy places the organism in Eukaryota, Metazoa, Chordata, Actinopteri, Perciformes, Nototheniidae.